Uranotaenia lowii is the source of this 1959-nucleotide messenger RNA. RefSeq names its product nose resistant to fluoxetine protein 6-like. The transcript is spliced from 3 exons. Gene Ontology annotation, molecular function: acyltransferase activity, transferring groups other than amino-acyl groups. NCBI's taxonomy places the organism in Eukaryota, Metazoa, Arthropoda, Insecta, Diptera, Culicidae. The coding region runs from base 1 to 1959 and encodes 652 amino acids. The record is from RefSeq and is a predicted model, not a curated record.
AUGAACUCGUUUAAUCUGUUGGGUCUGCUAUUGGCUUCGAUAAUUGUCGUCGCCGUCGAUGCCGAUGGUGACUCAUCGCUAGUUCAGCUACAGAGUCUUUCCCGAGACUUUUUAACGUUCCUCGGACAGCAAGCUUUAAGCUGGAAUUUGACGGACCCUAGCUAUGCCUCCCAAGACCUAACCUGUUUGAACCAACUCGCUCAGUUGGACGUUGAUUUACGGAAUUCCGACCUUUGGGCUGUUAAUAUGUACGACUCAUGGGGCAAAGCGCCAUCUGGACUUUUGUUUGGAAACGUAUUCGAGCUCGGAAGCUUCGAUCAGUGUCGAAGAGUUAGCUACGCUAACUACUUCGGCUCAAUCGAAGGUCAACACUGUACGCUUAUCAUCGAUUUACGGUCGUUGCAACUGCCGGUGGGAUCUUUGUGGUACGGCAUUUGUGUUCCAGCAGUUUGUAGACCGGCUCUAGUUGGUGCACUUUCCAACGCAUUUCUAGGAGGACGAGGUAGUGGUUUAUGGAACGAUCUGAAUUCUUUUUGUUACGGCAACGAGGAGAAACCUUUUUCCGCUUUAAGCAUUGUUGCCAUUGUGCUUUUCUCCUGUUACGGGUUUGUGUUGAUUGCGGCAACAGCGUUAGAAUAUUUAUUCACCGUUCGAAAAUCGACAGUACCGAGCUACGUGCAACGUUUUUCCAUUUAUACCAAUACGGUGAAGAUCUUCCACUUGACACCACCUUCGAAGUCCAAAUCUGAGGUUAUGGAUUGUGUUAACGGCAUUCGUGCCCUGGCUAUGCUCGGGAUAAUUGUACACCAUGUCGUAGGACUUACCUACUUGCUACCGAACGUCAACUUUGUUCUAAGGAUGGAGUACGAGAAAAACUACCUCUGGGCUGCAUUUCACAGGUUGGGAGGAAUCGCCGUUGACAUAUUUUUACUGCUCAGUGGAAUGUUACUUACGAUGAAGGUACUUCGGGAGCUGGAUAGCUCCGGCAAGUUGAACGUCAUUCAACUGUAUCUGCAGCGAUUCCUACGCAUCACACCGGCCUUCGCAGCUGCAAUACUAUUUGCGAUGGCCUUCAUCGAUCACCUAGGAGAAGGUUUUCUGUACAAAAACAUCGCAGCGCAACACUCAGGUGCUUGCAGCCAAAGCUGGUGGUCUGCAUUAUUCUACGUUCAGAAUUACGUUCACUACGACUCCUUGUGCUUACCUCAUACUUGGUACCUAGCAGUCGAUAUGCAACUCUACAUAUUAUCUCCACUGAUCCUGAUCCCACUCUGGAAAUACGGUAAACGAUUCAUCCCAGUUAUCAGUAUGCUUGCUCUUCUAUCGAUUUCAUGCGUAUUCGCGACAUUUCUCUACAACGACUUUCGACUCAACAUCGCCUUCUCGAGGAACGAAAUGGAAAAGAAAACCUACCACCCAACCCAUGCCCGGAUGUCCGUCUGGCUGUUCGGAGUCAUGUUCGGCUACCUGUUGCACAAAACAAAAUCGUCCACUAUUCGUCUACCGAAACCAAUUCUAACCCUAGGAUGGUCACUAGCUCUAGGGAUUCUGAUUCUCGUUGCCUACACAGUUCGUCAAGUCUACGUCGGUGACUUCAACGCAAUCCCGGUUGUCGUAGAUGCCUUCUACGAGUCGCUUCAUCGUUCUCUGAUAGCCCUAUCCGUCGCCUGGAUCAUCUUCGUAUCUAUAAACGGUCAAGGUGGUAUCGUGAACCGGUUUCUGAGUUCAGCUUUGUGGCAACCGUUGGCCAGACUGUCCUACAGCAUGUAUCUGCUGCACAUGUUAAUCCUUACACCGAUAUCGAUGAACAUAAAGGUGCCGCUCUACUUCAGCGCCAUCGAUGUGGUCUUCGGUUGCUUCGGGCUGACCGGCCUGAGUGCCCUGGUGAGUAUCGUGUGGAGUGCCGCUUUUGAGUACCCAUUCUUUGGGUUGGAAAAGAAACUGAUUAAAAGUAAAUAA